Messenger RNA from Pseudogymnoascus verrucosus, 3133 nucleotides. RefSeq lists its product as uncharacterized. Bases 328 to 3009 code for a protein of 893 amino acids. Lineage: Eukaryota; Fungi; Ascomycota; Leotiomycetes; Thelebolales; Thelebolaceae. Gene Ontology annotation, cellular component: cytoplasm. Gene Ontology annotation, molecular function: metalloaminopeptidase activity; peptide binding; zinc ion binding. The transcript has 3 exons. The record is from RefSeq and is a predicted model, not a curated record. Gene Ontology annotation, biological process: peptide catabolic process; proteolysis.
AUAAUCUCUUUACUCCAACUGCCCCCUUCGUAUAUCGCACGUGAUAAUUAAUAUUUAUGUAAAAACGGAGAAGGAGAGAAGGACACGGAGACCCGAAUAGAGCGCUUACGUGACACAAGAAUUCGUGAUUCGGAGUUAUAGAUAGUCCAGGAGGACCCCUCAUUCCUGAAUUUGGAGAUCCCGUCGUCAUCCUACCUGCCAUAAACACAAACAACGAGGCUGCCCCGCCAUCAUCAACUUUCAACUUUCACCCAUUUUCCCAUUUUGUUUCUUCAAUUCCAACUCCAAAUUUCAAUAAUAUACCCAGGCAACCCCUCUUCAAUCAACAUGGCGGACACAAGCCCAGCGAGUUAUAAAGACGUGCUCCCAGAUACCAUCAAGCCUACGAACUAUGCCAUCUCCCUCUCCAACAUUGCUCCCGGCGGUGCCUUCACCUACCAGGGAACCGUCAGCAUCUCGGCCAAGAUCCUGAAGCCAACGAAGAGCAUCACCCUCAACUCUAUUGAGCUCAAGGUUCACAGCGCCGAAGUCAUCGUCAACAACAACAAGACCCAGCAAACUAUUCCAAACAUCGAUGCCACCUACGAUGUGCCCAAGCAACGAGUCACUCUCGACUUUGCCGGAGAUUUGCCAGCCUCAAACGAUGCCGUUAUUGUCAUCAAGUUCGAGGGAAUCCUCAACGACAACAUGGCUGGCUUCUACCGCUCAAAGUAUAACCCAGUUGUGCCGGCUGCUGCUUCCGUCGUAAGAGACGGCGACAACCACUACAUGUUCAGCACCCAGUUCGAGUCUUGCGAUGCUCGUCGGGCAUUCCCCUGCUUUGAUGAGCCCAACCUCAAGGCCACAUUCGACGUCGAGAUCGAGCUCCCAGAGGACCAGGUCGUCCUGAGCAACAUGCCAGAGAAGUCUGUCACAAAGAGCAAGACGGAAGGACUUAAAGUUGUUUCUUUUGAGCGUACUCCUAUCAUGAGCACAUACUUGCUCGCAUGGGCCGUUGGAGAUUUCGAAUAUGUCGAAGCCUUCACUGACCGGAAGUAUAACGGAAAGAACUUGCCAGUUCGUGUCUAUACCACAAAGGGCCUGAAGGAGCAGGGUAACUACGCUCUUGAGCAUGCUCACCAGAUUAUCGACUACUUCUCUGAGAUUUUCGGGAUCGACUACCCAUUACCAAAGGCUGAUCUGUUGGCCGUGCACGAAUUCUCUCACGGUGCGAUGGAGAAUUGGGGUCUCGUAACAUACAGAACUACGGCCGUUCUCUUUGAUGAGAAGACCUCAGAUGCAAAGUACAAGAACAGAGUGGCGUAUGUCGUUGCACACGAGCUGGCCCAUCAAUGGUUUGGCAACCUUGUCACAAUGGACUGGUGGAGCGAGCUGUGGCUCAAUGAAGGUUUUGCUACCUGGGUCGGCUGGUUAGCAACCGACAAGCUUCACCCAGAGUGGAAUGUCUGGUCACAAUUUGUCCAAGAGGGCAUGCAAACCGCUUUCGGCUUGGAUUCUAUCCGAAGCUCCCACCCUAUCGAGGUUCCUGUUAAGGAUGCACUUGAUGUCGACCAAAUCUUCGACCACAUCAGCUACCUCAAGGGCAGCUCCGUUAUCCGCAUGCUAGCAUCUCACCUGGGACAAGACAAGUUCCUGGCAGGUGUCGGAAACUACUUGAAGGCCCAUGCAUAUGGCAAUGCUACGACUAACGAUUUGUGGUCUGCUUUGAGUGAGGUCUCUGGCCAGGAUGUUCCCAAGCUCAUGGACCCAUGGAUCCGUGAUAUCGGAUAUCCUGUCGUCACUGUUACUGAAGAGCCAGGCCAGAUUUCCGUAACCCAGUCCCGCUGCCUCUCAACAGGGGAUGUCAAGCCCGAAGACGACAAGACAACCUGGUGGGUCCCACUUGGCCUGAAGAGCAAGUCAGGCUCGAAGGCGAUCUCCUUCAACACCAAGAAGGCGACGAUCCCCGACAUCGAUGACAGCUUCUACAAGCUUAACGACGAAUAUGCUGGAUUCUACCGCACUAACUACCCAGCCUCCCGCCUUGCUACCCUCAGCAAGCAGCUUGACCUCCUCUCGAUCAACGACAAGAUCAACCUUAUCGGUGACGCGGGUGCUUUGGCUCGUUCAGGCGAUGCCCAGACUGCUCCUCUUCUGUCCCUCAUUGAAGGCUUCUCUGCCGAGACCAACUACCUUGUUUGGUCUCAGGUCAUCUCUUCCCUGGCCACCGUGAAAUCGGUUUUCAGUGAAGACGAGAACAUCUCCAAUGCGCUCAAGAAGUUCACCCUGAAGCUUAUCAAGCCCACCGUCACCAAGCUUGGCUGGACCUUCGCUCCUAAUGAGGACCACCUUACAGGUCAGCUGCGAGCACUUCUCAUCAACGCUGCAGGUCUCAACGGCGACGAGGACGUGAUCAAGGAGGCCCAGCGCCAGUUCUACGCCUACGCCGUCGGCGACGCCUCAGCCAUCCACAACUCCCUCCGCAGCGCCGUCUUCCAGAUCAACGUCAAGUACGGCGGCCGCGCGGCCUACAACGCCGUCAAGGCCGAGUGGGCAAACACCACCUCCAUCGACGGAAAGGAGACCUCUCUCCGCGCCCUCGGACGCAUCGAGGACAUCAAGAACGCCGAGGACGAGGACCCACUCGCGCCCAACUUGCUCAAGGACCUCCUUGACUUCAUGGCCUCCGGCGUCCCAACACAGGACGUGCACACCCCCGCGGCUACUUUGGGUGUUAACCCAAAGACCCGCCUCGGCCUGUGGACCUACAUCAAAGAGAACUGGGAGCCGCUGCGUGAGCGCCUGGGCAAGAACAUGGUUGUGCUUGACCGCUUCUUGAAGCUGUCGCUGCAGAACUUCUCGGAUCUCGAGACGGAGGCUGAUAUCGCGGCGUUCUUUGCCGAGAAGGAUAACAGGGGCUAUGACCGCACGCUGGGUGUGGUCAGUGAUAGCAUUAAGGGAAGGGCUAGCUAUAGGCUUAGGGAUGCGGGGCCAUUGCUUGAGUGGCUUAAGGCGAACCAGUAUGCUUAGAUAUUAGAUGGUUGGAGGGGAGGGGAGGGUAGCUUAUGAUUACAAGGGGGUUAGCUGGAUUAGCUGGAAUGGUAGCUUAUGAUUACGAGAAGAUUAGCUAAAACUGUAGCUAAUAACUAUAGCA